Molecule: messenger RNA, 13963 nt
Organism: Pelobates cultripes (western spadefoot toad)
Lineage: Eukaryota; Metazoa; Chordata; Amphibia; Anura; Pelobatidae
Source: the annotation of a GenBank genome assembly
AUGACCCGCACUACACCGGGACGCCUGGUGCACACAACAAACAGACACAGGGAAAAGGCAGGGGUUACCCGGGAAAGUUAGAAGGGGGUACAGAGGCUAAAAUAUGAGAUUGUAACACCUACAUACUCCCUUCACCCUCUGAUUGAGACGCAGGGAUCCGCAACAAGUCAGAUAACCAGAGGUCAUGCAAAAUUGAGUUCAACCACCAAUGCAUGAACACACUCAGCCACCUAAUCCACAAUGUUUAAGGGGAUGUUUUAUGGGGGGAGCAACCUGAAAAAGUACCCACUCGGAUCUAUGUAUCUUGAAGCGUUAUGAACCUUAUAGCGUUAUUUAAACACUACUCUUUCCUUUCUUUCUGUAUCACCUAAUGUUUGGAAAAAUAAUCUAAUAAACAAAGAUUAACAACAAAGUUUCUUGACGUUCACAGUCAUUUGCCAGCAAAACAAAAUCACAUAAAUGUUUUAAACUACAAUACGUGUGUUUAGAAAUCAGUCUGUGUACAUAUGAUACAUGCUCGUGUUCUAAAUUACUUUUUACUUCUUUUAGUUCCAUAAAUGAUUAAAAGACUUCACCUAAUAUUUCCCAUGACAGCUCGACCCCUGAGCACAUCCCUAAAAUUAAAGAGUCCCUCUUAGUUCGUUAGAAGUGUUGGAAGGUAACAGAAAGUAAAAACAAAACAAAAAUGUUUUAAAAUAACUUCUGCAAACAAAUCUGCUGCCAACAAGGUGGCCACUCCUCUCCCACUUCAGAUACAGCAUUAUAAAACUGCACACUUUACUCCUUAAACACUCCCCAUUCAUAACCAGCCAGUCUGUGAGGCUUAUUCACUAAACAUCGAGUUGUAAUAAAUUGACAUCCAAAUGGCCGACAUUUGGCAAAAUAGUUGAUUUUGGGGAAAAUAAGUCUCUAAUUUAUGGAUAGUUAUAGCUUGGCAUAUUUUUCCUCAAUAUUGUCAUUAAGUUUUCAUUUCAGCACAAUUCGUUGUUUAGUGAAUAAACGGUUUGUCACGUGCCCUGUGUACACAGAGCUCCACACCCCUCCCUGAGGAGACAUUUAUCCUCUACGGGGGGGCUUACAACUUGUCUUAUUAUAAUAGAACAUGCUCCGACCACGCCCCCUCACCAUCCUGGCCCUCAGCUUCCCAAACCCUCCCCUCACCAACCAAUGACAAGCUCCUGUCACCUUCAGACGCCGCGCUCAUUGGUCCGUCCAAAUGUCGCGCCUCGCCCCUUCUGUGUACCGAGCCCAGCGCGAGGUGGCGGUUGGAGUUUGAAUUGGGACACAGGCCGAGUGGGCGUGGUUCCAUGGUGGGCGGGUUUGGCGUGAAAGAAGGCGUGGUCAGAGUUACACGGUGGAGGCGGCGGAGAAGAAUCCCGUCACCUCAGAGAAGCGUUACCGAGCUGCCCCGGGUAAGUGACUGUGAGCGCCUCCGCCAUCUUACAACUUUCCUGAGUCCUCCGUUACACGCGGGGCAUGUCCUCCCAGCUUCCCAUUCCACUGGGAGGGGUUAAUACUCCGCACUGUUACUAAAGAAGGGGGGGAGUCUGGGAGAUGGUUUAACCCACUCAAUGCCGGGUGUCUGGGAGAUGGUUUAACCCACUCAAUGCCGGGUGUCUGGGAGAUGGUUUAACCCACUCAGUGCCGGGAGUCUGGGAGAUGGUUUAACCCCCUCAGUGCCGGGAGUCUGGGAGAUGGUUUAACCCCUCAGUGCCGGGUGUUUGGGAGAUGGUUUAACCCACUCAGUGCCGGGAGUCUGGGAGGUGGUUUAACCCCCUCAGUGCCGGAGUGGAGGGUGUCUGGGAGGUGGUUUAACCCACUCAGUGCCGGGUGUCUGGGAGAUGGUUUAACCCCCUCAGUGCCGGGUGUCUGGGAGAUGGAUUAACCCACUCAGUGCCGGAGUGCACGGUGUCUAGGUGGUUUAACCCCCUCAGUGCCGGAGUGGAGGGUGUCUGGGAGGUGGUUUAACCCACUCAGUGCCGGGAGUCUGGGAGGUGGUUUAACCCACUCAGUGCCGGGAGUCUGGGAGGUGGUUUAACCCACUCAGUGCCGGAGUGGAGGGUGUCUGGGAGGUGGUUUAACCCACUCAGUGCCGGGAGUCUGGGAGGUGGUUUAACCCCCUCAGUGCCGGGUGUCUGGGAGGUGGUUUAACCCCCUCAGUGCCGGGUGUCUGGGAGGUGGUUUAACCCCCUCAGUGCCGGGAGUCUGGGAGAUGGAUUAACCCACUCAGUGCCGGGGUGCAGGGUGCUGUCUGCCGAAAAACGAGUAGCCAAACAGCUUUCUGUAUUUGAACACUGGCUUCUGGAACUCCAGCUGUUGGGACUGCAUAUCCCAUGAUGCUCAACCAGUUGGCUGACUAAGCAUGAGUGGAGUAAUAGUCCGUGACUAGUGGAGUGUCAGAGAUCAGCGAGUUAAUGUGUGAGUUACAAUGUGGUUGCUUUCUCUGUGUUUGUCUAUACAGACUUUGAUAGUUGACUUUUUUGGUUUUACUAGUAAUAUUAAAUUAAUUUUGAACUUGGAAAUUAUGCAUUUAGCUUUUUAAUAGAGUUAAAGAAUGUCAUGUGGUAUUGUAAACACUCUCAAUUUAGAUCCCACAUGGUUAUUCCUUAAAGUGUGAAUGAAGAAUUUCAUAUUUGAGACCAAAAUUGAUUGGAAAAAAUCAAAUCUUACAAUGUUGAUCUCUGAUUUUCAUGACUAACUCUGCUUGUGUAAUAAGACAGGAUGUAAAAUGUUGUAUGGACUUGCUAUGAAUGCUAAUAGUACAGUCUCACGUUAACACUACAUUGUCUGACAACGAUGCUCAGUUUACACUGGACUCUCCUGAUCAUUUCAAACUUUAAAGGGACAGUAUAAUCACCAGAACAACUUCAGCUUAAUGUCCUGGUGUCUACUGACCGUAUCACUGCUGGCUUUUCAGAGAAAAUGCAAUGGUUACAUUACUGCCUAGGAACACCUAGUGGCAAUCACUCAGACAUCCACUAGAGGUGCUUCAUGGGUCAGGUUUGCUCUGGAACAUUUCCAGUUAAGUAAUUUUUGUCUUAAAUUUUAAAAUUCACGUUUAAUUCCCUACAAUUCACACUUUACAAAAUAAUCCUGGAAGAAUCUGAUAUUGAAAAAGGAAAAAAGAAAAUAGGUUGCAAAAAUAUUUAGAAGCAAGACCCACUAUUGUGACCUAAAGUUUGCUUUAAAUAGCAUGUUAGUACACAUAUUUCCAGACCCAUUCCUGUUAUCAAUGUGCACUACAAUUGCUAAGUAGUGUGCUGCCUAAAGUAACCACAACCACUACAGCUUGUUGUAGAGGUUAUGGUGCCAGGAGUGCUCUGGCACACUACAUUGAAAAUAGUCACUCUUUUUGAACAGUUCCAUACUCCUAUAAUGAGAAUGGACAAGGUGGCAGUAUGUGCAGUGGCCCAUUUACAACUUUGCUUUGAAAGUUAAUCACAGUAAAGUUAGAGGACUGAUAUAUUGUGAAAAGAUUACUCAAAGCUCCAGGACAACUUCAUCAAAAUGAAAGGGACUCUAUAGUCACCAAAACAACUUUUAGCUUAAUGAAGCAGUUUCUUUUUAUAUAGAUUGUGCCUCUGAAGUCUCAAUGCUCAUUUCUCUGCCAUUUAGGAAUUAAAUCAGUUUUGUUUAUGUAGACCUUGCCAUAUCUCCCCCAACUUUGACUCUCACAGCCUGCAUGGGGGGGGGGGGAAAUGGUUUUUAACUUACUUUAGAAGUGUUUAUAUCCUGCUCUGAACUUUAAUCACACACAGCAGGUUCCUGCAAGGUUUCGCAAGCUAUUACCAUUGCAAGAUAUAGGAAAUUUUUAAUUUAAACAGACACUGUAAAGAUAUUUCACUCUCUCAGAAGUAUUCAGUACACCUGUAUGUAAUAUGCAAGAAGGUGUGGCUGGGGCUCCGUAAACAGUGAGACUGCAUGGGCAUGAUCUAUACACCAAAACUGCCUCAUUAACCCCUUAAGGACUGAGCCAAAUGUACAUGUUGUAAACAAAACCUGGCAUUUGCGCUACAUGUCUGUCCAACCGUAAUUCAACUCUUUAAUAGUAAAUGCACCCACCCUUAUAUAUCAUUUUAUUCAGGGGAAACAGGACUUUCAUUUAAUAUCAAAUAUUUAGCUAUGAAACUUUAUUUAUUUUUUUUAGUUCUACAUGACAUUUUAACUGUCAAUGUCAUAAUAAUGUUUGCUUUUAAUGCAAUAAAAUACACAUUUGUAUUCAGCAAAGUCUCAUGUGUAAAACAGUACCUCCUAUGUAUGGUGUUUUGGGAAGUUACAGGGUCAAAUAUAGCACAUUACAUUUGAAAUUCGCCAGAUUGGUUACGUUGCCUUUGGGACUUUAUAGUAGCCCAGGAAUUAAAUUUACACCCAUAAUGGCAUACCAUUUGCAAUAUUAGACAACACAAGGUAUUGCAAAUGGGGUAUGUCCAGUCUUUUUUAGUAGCCAUUUGGUCACAAACACUGGCCAAAGUUAGCGUUUGUAUUUGUUUGUGUGUGAAAAAUGCAGAAAACACCAAUUUUGGCCAGUGUUUGUGACUAAGUGGCUACUAAAAAAGACUGGACAUACCCCAUUUGCAAUACCUUGGGUUGUCUACUAUUGCAAAUGGUAUGCCAUCAUAGGGGUAAUUUUCAUUCUUGGGCUACCAUAGGGUCUCAAAGGCAACGUAACCAAUCUGGCGAAUUUUAAUGUGGAGAAAAAAAAUAAACACUGUAACUUUUGAAAACACCAUAAAACCUGUACGCUGAACACAAAUAUUUGUGCUUCAAAACAGUAAAAAGUAUCACAGCAAUAAUAUCGUCCUUGUAAGUUCUGUUUGUGUGUGGGAAAAUAAAAAAGUAACUUUUACUGGCGAUAUCAUUGUUGUAAUACAUUUUACUGUUUUGAAACACUAAUAUUUGUGUUCAGCGAAGUCUCCCGAGUAAAACAGUACCCCCCCAUAUACAGGUUUUAUGGUGUCUUGGAAAGUUAUAGAGUUAACUAUAGUGCUAGCAAAUUUAAUUCCCUAUACUUUUGGCAUGGGCUGUCAGGCCAGUCCUGCUAAUUGUAAUUAAUUAAAAUACCUAAUUAUGUAAAAAUAUUACAUAAAUAUAUAUAUGUAGAAUUAAUAUAUGUAGAAUUAAUAUCUCUCUCUCUCUCUCUCUCUCUCUCUCUCUCUCUCUCUCUCUCUCUCUCUCAAUAUAUAUUAUCACAAUACAGUUAGAAUGAAAUAACACACAUCUAUAUAUUUUUUAACGUAUUUACAUAUUUUUUUAUAUUAUUUAUAUAUUCAAUCAGUAUCAAUCUACGUGUAAUUUGAUAUUUAUUUAUAUAUAUGUAUAUUUAUUUUUUUGAUCUAAGUAUAUUAUAAUAAUUUUUUUUACACUGAUUUUAAUUUAAUUUACCCUAUUUUUCGCUCCAUAAGACGCAUAGUGUCCUUCACCCCCCUUGUCCCAUAGUGCACUUUCCCUCCCACAGUGUCCCCCACUCCCCUUGUCCCAUAGUGCACUUUCCCUCCCAUAGUGUCCUCCCUCCCCUUGUCCCAUAAUUACCUACCUGUCUUGUAGCGUGGGCCGGCUUAACAGCUUGCACCACGGUACAGGAACUUCAAUUUCAGGUUCCGGUUUCCGGCGGGACUGAAAGGAAGUGUGAAAUUGAAUUUCCUGUACUGCGGAGCGCGCUGUGCUGCUGGCCCACGCUACAAGACGAGUAAGUAAAGCUUCACAUUCGCUCUAUUAGACGCACAGACAUUUCCCCUCACUUUUGAGGGGGAAAAAAGUGCGUCUUAUGGAGCGAAAAAUACGGUAAUUUGAAUUCAGCCAGCAGAGGGACUGUCAGCCAGCUAACCCGGCCAUGUGAUUGUGAGGUCCUCGCAAGGACCUCACUCUCACAUGGCCGGAGGAGGCAGGAUCCGCCGCGGGGGACCAGGUAAGGAACAAAAAAACGGAGGUCGUACUAUUACACCCUGCUGCGUUUAGAGCUGCUUAGAAUAGGACGUAAUAGUACGCCCUCCGGUUUUAAGGGGUUAAGCUAAAGUUGUUUUGGUGACUAUAGUGUCCUUUUAAGUUGUUAUGGCGGAAGGAGGUCGCAGGAAUCUGAAUCGGUAAACCGUUAAAGGGAAACUAAAGCACAAAGAUUCCCAAAGCACUUCAGCUUGUUGAAAUGUUUUAUGUGUGAAACACAGCUCUCAAUGAGCUGAUCGUCCGUCCGCCAGCCGGCCACCUCAGGGGCUGAGCAGACUCACAUAUCCCAGGCGCCACAACAAAUUUCCUGGUCGCUAUGGCGACCUGGCACCUAGGAUUUUUUUGAGCCCUGCUCUAUAGGUUGCAUUUUCAGUGAAAUUUGGGUGACCACUUGAAGCAUUUGUUAUGUUGAGUUAUUUCAAUUGCUUUUUGUUUGAUUUGUUUAUUACUAACAGCAAAAUAGCAUUUGCCCCUCUCCUGUGCAGAUAGGGGUGGCAAUAAUGUAUUCUUUGGUGGGCUGCAAGUAGACAUCUGCCCUCUGGUGGCAGUAACCUUUUUCAUGUGGCACCUUUGGCACUUGCACCCAAAAGCCCUACCCGAUGAUUUGUAUGCUAAAUGGUCAAUUUUAUUAAAUGAUGGCACACCCGCCUGCCUCCUCCAGACCUCAAAUCAGACGUGCAUGUAUGCAUAAGCACACCAAUUCAGAAGCUUUGCAAUGAGAAGCCUUUGGUUAUUUUCUCUGUGUAGAAGAGAAUUGCAACUUUUGCAUAAAAACUGCAGCUUUUAAAAUAUACCCCAAUUAAUACAUGCAUGAAAUAAAUCAUGCAUAAAUUCAUUGGGGAUAUAUCUACAUGUUUGUCUAUUUGCACAGUGGAGUGUCCCUUUUAAAGACAAUUUAUUUCUUACUUUUUGGCAUAUGUUUGACCUUUAUGAGUUUGUUUACUAUAAUCCAUAUUUUACAAGUUACUAUGGGUGGACUAACAGAUGCCUAAUUGUAACCAGACAAAUGGGUGCACAGAAACAGAGGGGUUGAGGGUCCUGCUUAAUGAGCUUACAUGCUAGAGGGAUUGGGGUAAAGUGACACAAAAGGUAAGGGAAUUAUUAGGGAAGAUUGGGAGAAUAGUAUACAAUGAAGGUUUGGUUUUUGCCUCAACACUUUAUUUUAAACAUUGAUUUCUUGACGUUUUGUGUGCUGCAUACAACAGCUUUGAAACACAACACUGGAAGAAAUGCAAAGCCAAUGAACCCCUGAUGAACAGCUAUUAUUAUUAUUAUUAUUAUUAUUAUUGUUAAUAAAUAUAUAUUUUUUUUAAAGGGACUCUAUAGGCACCCAGACUACUUCAACUCAUUGAAGUGGUCUGGAUGCAGUUUCCCUUUUGCACUCGAGAGAAAUUGCAAUGUUUACAUUGCAGCUGUAAGUCUGCCCACAGUGGCUGUCUGGUAGGGCUUCCUGGCUCGAAACAGACCUUUGGUCUGGUAUCUGACACUGGACAUCCUCACAUUCGGCAUGAGGAAAUCCAGCGUCGGAUUUUUCCCCAUAGGAAAGCAUUCAUUCAAUGAAUUUGCUGCGCACUCACUCGUCGAGGGACAUCGGCGCUCGGAAAAGGCAAGUAAAGGGUUUUUAACCCUUUAUUUACCCGGAUGGGUGGCGUAAGGGAGGUGGAGGCAAAGGAAGCUAUAGUGCCAGGAAUACAGCUUUCAAUUCCUGGCACUUUUAGUAUCCCUUUAAUGCAACUCAUCAGCAUGAGGUUGGUUACUGGCUUGCUGUUGAGGUUCAGUUAUAUAUGAAAUCGGUACAGAGGAAUUAUUUAGAAUCGUUUCUAUUAAUUCCAUUUUAAAAUGGGCUAAUGACUGUAGGUAGCAGCGUUUGACUAGGGAUACAACUGAGAUACACACACACAUUUUUCCUAUUCCUGCUCAAUUGACUGUAUUGUGUUUUUAACCAACACCUAAUCAUUUGAAUUGCUAUUAGAACAUACAUUCUCUUCUGUAGUCACAAGUAACUGCUAAACAAAGGAUUAUACAUUAAUUACAUUUUAAUCUGGAAAAGUUUCCUCUAAUAUGUUGGUGUCACGGUAAGUAAAGACUUUCCUUGUGAAUGCAUUUCAACCUGAUGCUAUGAAUGGAUAAUUGUUUCUGAGAAAAUUGUUCUUUUAAAAACCAACAGGAUUAGGGAUAAUGAGAAUUCUGCCUUUAAAUUAAUACACGUAAUAUACAAUAAUUGCUUGCCCUUAUUUAUUUAUGUGUGUGUGUGUAUGUAUGUAUGUAUGUAUGUGUAUAUAUAUAUAUAUAUAUAUAUAUAUAUAUAUAUAUAUAUAUAUAUAUAUAUAUAUAUAUAUAUAUAUAUAUAUAUAUAUAUACAUAUACAUACACAAAAAUCAAAACUGAGGAUGCACUCACAGGACUUGGUUAAAGUGAAAAAAAGGGACUUUUAAUUAUUCCAUGUGAAAUGUACAGAAAAAUCAAUUUUCCAUUCACAUGGAAUAAUUAAAAGUCCCUUUUUUUUCACUUUAACCAAGUCCUGUGAGUACAUCCUCAGUUUUGAUUUUUGUAUAUUUCUGACGUUUGGGAUAUAGCACCCAGGCUAUUAGUUCUUUCUUAUUACUUAAAGGAGAGUGCCAAGCAUCCUGUUUUUUUGCUAUAUAUAUAUAUAUAUAUAUAUAUAUAUAUAUAUAUAUAUAUAUAUAUAUAUAUAUAUAUAUAUAAUUUUUUUUUAUUUAUUUUUUUUUCAUCACCUCCCUUCUACAGUUUAGUGUUAACAAGUCCAAAAGAAGGUGUGCUAUCUUUGGUAACUGUACUUUCUCCCAGUUGCAUGCUUUUUUAGAAUGUUCAGAUUUCUUUUAGUCGCAAUACCACAUGCUCUUCUAUAUAGUUGCAGUGUAGUAAGAACAUGUACAAAAUUAGGCAAAUAUUCAAGAGAAAACCAAAGUAUAAUACAUGUGUAUAUAGGAAAAACUGAAGAGAUCUUGUCAUUAGAUGACUAUAAUGAACUAAUUCUUUCAAACUAGUGAGUACUAAAGUGACACUGUAGUCACUAGAACCACUACAGCUUAAAGGGACAUUAUAGGCACCAAAACAACUUUUAGCUUAAUGAAGUGGUUUUGGUGUAUAGACCAUGCUCCAGCAGUUUCACUACUCAAUUCUCUGCCAUUUAGGAGUUAAAUAGUUUUAUUUAUACAGCCCUAGUCACAACUCCCUGCAUGUGACAUACGCAUCUUUCCUGAACACUUCCUGUAAAGAGAGAUCUAAUGUUUAAACUUCCUUUAUUGCACAGCCUGUUUAAUUUAAUUUAGAAUUUCUUGUCUCAUCCUCUGUUUAAUAGCCUUCUAGACCCUGUAGGGACCUCGUCUGUGAUUUAAAGUUCAAUUUACAGAGCAGAAGAUAAAAACUUAUAAAGCAAGUUAAUAUCUGAAAAUUAACCAGUUUUUUUUUUUCUGACAUAUGGUGGCAGUACGUCUAGGGUUGGGACAAGCAUCUGCAAGAUAGGAAUUAGGAAAAGUCCCUCCCCCUUUACCCUAUAAAGGGCUUCCCCCGGCAAAUCCACCUCAGUUCCUCCUUGUCCCAGCACGGGGCGGAUCAGUCAUCUGUUGUAGGUGAGGCACACGGAUUGAUGCCUGGGGGAUCCGGCCCGAUAGCUGUCCGGAUUGCAGGCUGAGCAGCCAUGGUCCUUCCGCGGCAUACGGAGCUUUAACACCAGGAUCUUUGUAUUCCGAGUAAGUGAGGCGUUGGGAAGAAAGCGUGGCCCGAGGAUGCAGUGAGUACAUGGUAGGCUUGCACCUGCGCACAACGGUGGAACGCACGCCCGGGUGGUGUUGCGUUCCACCAAGGUUCCGGUUGCGCAUGCGCAAACCGGAACUUCCUGGAAACUGCUGAAUGCAGGUCCUGCUUGUCAGAAGGGUUCCCCGUGUCACCAGCCCCCCACACAGUUCAGAGGUUUUCAAGGUAAGAUUAGCUAAUGAUUGGAAUUGAAGGUUUGCUUAAUGGUCUAUAUUGUGCAUCUUGGAAUGCCUCUUCCAUAAACAUGCUUUUCUUGUUGUAUCUGUGCUACUCCCCUUCCUGAUUGUAUUGGGGUAUAUAAUUGUAACCAAGGUGCUGCAAUUACUUUGGUAAAAUUUUAAGCAAAGACUAUGCUAUCAUUCCUAGCCUGGUGUCAAGAUUAUCAAGUUCUAUCUUUUUUUUAUGUUUACCAUCAAAAGGGGUAAAAGUUCAAUCCCCAAGAUACACUGGGAAACCAGAAAGAUCUGCAUUUCUCUUACCUAAUCCCAUAGGUGAAAUGGCUGCGUUAAAUACCCUGUGGUCGAGAAGGCAGAGUCCUCUUACAGACUAUCUUCCAGGCUGCUGGUUUUCGGUAUAAGGCUUUGCUGGCAGGUGUAGCGGUGUUUACUAUUGUUAAUUGAAGUUGUGGAAGUCUCCAGAUAGCAGCUGUAUUUGUGAUUCCCACAUACUUUUUUGAUGGACAUGACUAAUAAAUUUUGAAAUUGACUGCCAAAAUCAGAGGUUGAUCUUCUCUUGCCCUUGGGCUUGGACUGUGGAUCUGCAUCUCUUUCGGUCCUCUGUUUACUCCCAUUUGGAAAAAAAACGUCAAAAACGAAAAAAGCUCUCCCUCAAGGCUAGUAGUUUUAACUGGUGGUAGAACUAGUUCCGACAUGGGUAAAUGUUUUUGAUGCCAAGAAGGUUGGAGGCAGAAUCCUGCAUUUCUAUACGAAGUGUUGAUAGGUUGAAUUCCCCAGCAGGGUCGACUCUGCCCUUCAUCCCUUUGAGGUACAUGAAUUGAGUACCAUUAAAUGGAGUCACUUAUCAUUCGUUUGGGUACCAGUAUAUAUCUGAAUGUCUCUCCCGUGGCUUUUACUUGCAAUCACUGGUUUAUUUAUCUAGAACAGAGACUCUUUACGAGUCUGCACAAUCCAUAAUUCCUCGUUUUCAUUUAUAAUUCUUCCGAACAUCUGGUACUCUAUUUACAGAAACAGUGUCCCUGUUGGAUAAAGGGAGUUGGAGAUAUGGUUCUAGUGAACCAUGAAGUUCCUCAGGAAUCUCCUGGAUAUCAAAGCGGGAUCGUUCCUUUAGGCCUGUUUUGAAUUUAAAUUAUUUGAUUCAUCUCCUGAAGUUUCUUCCACCAAGUCUGACCUUUUAGCCUAUAGAAUAGGUAGUUCUCUCUAUGUAAGGCAUCUAUCACAGGUUGGGGCGCUCCUCUAAAUUUUCGAAUGUGCCAGCAUUCUUGGUCCAAAGAAAAAUGAGUUAACUAAUUUCAGAUCUCCUAAGGCAGUUCUUCACUCACCUCGCAGAUUCAGAUCUUUUGGUUAAUGGAGAGACUUAUUAGGAUGCAGUCAGACCACAACACUGUUUCUCUCACGUCAACAGACAGGUUGGUGCCUUUGGCAAAGUCUGUUUCAACUAUGUACCAAACUGUUUACUGGGCUCAGGAUCUCUGGGAGGUCCUCGCUCGAUUCAGCUUAUGGGGUGUAGACAAUGUCAUCACCUACAACCACAGCACGAGUGAGUCUAUAGAUCCUAUGAUGCUCACCAUGCUAAAGGGAUAUUUGGAGGUCCCGGAUAGACCUUAUGGCAAGAAAGGAGAACAUAUAAAUUCCCAGAUUUGCCUCCCUAUACAGGACAUUUCUCCGUGCUUGCGUUUUUUCCUAUGGACUGAUCCCAAGACUUCUUCAAAAGAUAUGAACAGACGGAGCAGCGGUUCUGUUAAUCUUUCCAUACUGGCCAAACACUAGCUGGUUUCCAGCCUUGAUGGAGUUGAUUUCCAGGUUUUGGGCUCUCCCUAUCUCAAAAACACUUUUUUUUAGAAGAUAAGAUGGUCAGAUUGACGGCAGGGCAACUGCAUGGUGGAUCCUUCAUAGAGUUUCUACAUUAACUGUAAGGAACAUCAUUGUCUUCUAGCUAAUUUGUCUGUAGGUUCAGAUUUAUAUUUCCUUCAUGAGAUUUCCACAAGUUGGGCGUUUCCACGUCGAGACCAAAUUGUAUUUCCUAAAUCUUUCCGGGAAAGGAUUGGUCUUUGUAUAUGCUAGUUGGAAGUUUCUUCAAUGCAAUAGGCUUCUUAGGCCACCAAGGAAGUUGUUUUCCUCCUGGGUUCUUUCUUCAAUCUUUCGGUCCUCUUGGACUUUGGAGGUGGUUCCUUUUUCAGAUUCUAAAGCUGCAACAGCAUUCUUAGUGGCCAUUACCUUUGCCAAGAGAGUAGGCGAGCUUUGGGCUUUAUCAUCUUCAGUAGAAUUUAGUAUAUUACGUCAGGGUAAAGCAGUGUUUCUUCAUACACAUUCAAUUCUUCCAAAGUUAUCCUUUAGAGACCUUUAUCAGCUCAUCUUUCUACAACUGCGAUAUACUAAGAGUUAAAAAGGACAUUACAGGUCUACCUAUCAAGAUCAGCUGAAUACAGUAAAUCAGAUCACCCGUUUUUCAUCUUCUAAUGAAAGUUUAAUGAGAAUGAAGCCUUUCGUAAUUCUAUUUCUCGUUGUUUGGUCUAUCAAAAUGGCUUGCACUUCAGUAGUUUUGCUGUGCCAGCUUCUCUCUCAGCACAUUCCACAAAAGCAAUGGCCACGUCAUGGGCAGAGAAAGCUCUUGCUUCACCCGAAGAAAUCAGCAAGGUUGCUUCUUGGUCUUCUUUUAGCAUCUUUGUCAGGCAUUUCAGGCUAGAGUUACAAUUUUUUCUUUCUCUCUAAAAUUGCGUUGGGGCAUAAUGUACUACAAGCUGUUGAGACGUAAAGCCCACCCGAUUGGGGAUUUUGCUAUAAUCCAAUACGUACUGCCAUCAUAUGUCAGAAAAAAAUAAAAUCUACUCACCGUAAAUUAUUGUUUGCUUAAUAUGGUGGCGGUACAAAACUCUCUCCCUCUGAAUCACAAAUUUUGCUUGCAGUAUAGGGCGUGGGUGUUUAUUCUUGCUACCGGGGGAAGCACCUUUAUAGGGUAAAGGGGUAGGGAAUUUUCUUAAUUCCUAUUUUGCAGAUGCUUGUCCCAAUUGGGAAGCAUAACCCCAUACUGCCAGCAUAUUAAGUGGGGGGAAAAAAGAAUUUACGGUGAAUAAAGAAAAUCUUUAAAAAAAAAAUAAAAAUUUUUAUGCCCACUGUGCAUGAGUCACAGCCAAUGGAGGUGUGACUAGAGCUGCAUAAACAAUAACUAAAUUGUUAGAUGGUAGUGAAUUUAGCAAUGAGACUGCAGGAGCAUGAUCUCUACUCCAAAACUGCUUCAUUAAAGGACCACUAUAGUGCCAGGAAAACAAACUAGUUUUCCUGGCACAAUAGGGUCAUUAGGUGCCCCCCUCCCGCUGGGCUAAAGGGGUUAAAACGCUUUUAGCCACUUACCUUUCUCUAGCGCCGGGCUCCCUCUGCGCUGGGUAACUCUCCAACCCCUGCUGACGUCAGGAAAGAGCCGCGCGCGCAUUCAAACUGCCAAUAGGGAAAGCAUUACUCAAUACUUUCCUAUGGAUGUCCAGCAUCUGCUCACUGAUUUUCACAGUGAGAAUCGUGGAAGCACAUCUAGUGGCUGUCAGUGAGACAGCCACUAGAGGCUGGAUUAACCCUCCCUUCAGCUGCAGGGUUAAAACUAGAGGGACCAGGCACUCAGACCACUUCAUUGAACUGAAGUGGUCUUGGUGCCUAUAGUGGUCCUUUUUAAGCUAAAGUUGUUUUGGUGCCUAUAGUUUCUCUUUAAUGUAGUGGUUCUGGUGUCUAUAGCAUGUCCCUGCAGGCUCAGCAAUAAAAACAUUGCAUUUUCAGAGAAAAGUAACACUCCUAGGUGCAGUCACUCAGAUGGCUUCUAGAGGUGAUUCCUAUGUUCAACAUCUCCAUGCUCUCUGCAUGUACUCCAGCACUUUAGCAUUAGGAAUACAUGUUAUUAUUCCUGACAAUAUAAUGUUCCUUUAAUGACCCGAAAACGGCUAGUAAUCCAAUUCGGGUUUCUAAUUUAAUUAUAAACUGCUUUUGUGAUUGGAAUUUCACACCCAUUUAUUAUUUACAUAUUGAAGCAUGGACAAUAAAUGUAAUCAUUUAUUUUGCUUUCUGUUUUUUAGCUUGUAUUUUGA